Molecule: messenger RNA, 1797 nt
Organism: Coccidioides immitis RS
Lineage: Eukaryota; Fungi; Ascomycota; Eurotiomycetes; Onygenales; Onygenaceae
Product: threonine-tRNA ligase
Exons: 1
Coding region: 1-1797 (598 amino acids)
Biological process (GO): threonyl-tRNA aminoacylation
Cellular component (GO): cytoplasm
Molecular function (GO): ATP binding; threonine-tRNA ligase activity
Source: RefSeq, a predicted model, not a curated record
AUGCGGCCGAACGUCGUCGCAAGAGCAUGGCGCUCGUUUUCGACCCAGCGUCCUGUACCAAAGGCCACUCCAUGGAGAACUAGCCGCCUUGCAUCGGCCAUCUCAGUGACGAGGUCAUACUCCAGGGCACCACAGCCAUCUCAGUCGACCCCCUCAUGCGACGGAGCACCCUCAGAUCCUAUUUCCCAUAAUCAGGCAAUUGAAACCGCUCAAGAUCCAUGUAAUGAACUGCCCUCAGAUAUUGUUACCAAUGCUGAUAAUCAGACCAUUGGAACCGCUCAAAGCUCAUACAGGGAGAGGAGAGAUAAAGUUACCCGUCCCGACAGUAGGACAGCUAGAAGCGCUCGGCAUCCAGACGAUGAAGCACCCCCCAUAGAUUCUGCUACCGGUAUCGAUCAUAGAAUAAUUGGAACCGACCAAGAUCUCUUUGGGUCGACUCCAUUCAGCCCCGGCUCCCCCUAUUUUCACCCCGAUGGCGCGCACAUUUUCAAUAAACUCAUGUCCUUUCUUCGAGCACAAUACAAACAAUAUGGCUUUGAAGAAGUCAUAACACCAACCAUGUAUAAAAAAUCCCUUUGGGAAAAAUCUGGGCACUGGUAUAUUUAUAAAGACGAUAUGUACGAGGUCCGUGGGCGUGGUGCUACAGGGCAAACCGUCGACGUGGAGAUCGGUGAAGACGAACAGUAUGGACUAAAGCCGAUGAAUUGCCCUGGCCACUGCGUGCUAUUCGCAUCCAAAACAAGGUCAUACCGAUCCCUUCCUGUUAGAUUUGCAGAAUUCAGCCCUCUCCACCGCAAUGAAAUAUCGGGAUCGUUGUCAGGAUUGACCCGUGUUCGAAGGUUCCACCAGGACGACGGUCAUAUAUUCUGUCGCCCGGAACAGAUUGAGAGAGAGAUCGAGUUAACGCUGCAGUUCACGGAAAGUGUGUUGAGCACGUUUGGUUUGGAAGAUUAUAGGCUCGUCCUCUCCACUCGGCCGGAAAAGGAUUAUCUGGGGAGCCUAGCGCUAUGGAAUGAUGCUGAGAAUCAGCUUAAAGAUGCUCUGGAUAAGAGUGGGAAGCCCUGGCAUAUCAAUGAGGGUGACGGGGCAUUCUAUGGACCCAAAAUAGACCUUCAGAUUCGGGAUUCUCGUGGGAAAUACCAUCAACUAUCCACAAUUCAGCUCGAUAUGAACCUUCCUCAACGGUUCGGGUUGGAGUAUGUGGUUCCUGGGACAGAAACUGACGUCAAUGGCCCAAGAAAAGCCACGCCCGUAUUGAUUCACAGGGCAAUAUUUGGUUCUCUGGAGCGCUUCUUUGCGCUUUUAGCAGAGCACUAUAACGGUCGAUGGCCAUUCUGGCUUUCACCACGUCAGGGGAUAAUACUCACGGUGAACAACGACCCUCAAGUGCUGCGGACUGCCCAGACCGUCGCCUCAGGGAUGCGCGGUUAUCAGAGCCUUACAUUCAAUGAAAGCGAAGUGGUUGCUACCCCUGGACUGCUGUAUCCCGCCCAGGCCACCUUCCAGAUUGAUGUUGAUACGUCUUCGCGGUCUCUUGGCAAAAAGAUCAGAGAAGCGAUGGGCAGGAAGUACAAGCUCAUUUUUGUUAUUGGCCCGUCGGAUGUAUCAAACGGAAGUGUCGGCGUUGAUCUUACCGGGCUAUUGGGAGGAAGGAGUCCGCCCGAAAUCAAGCAAUGGUUACAGAAUACCCCCGGCUGGGAUUUCGUUAUAUCCCCGGAUGGCCGGUCAGUUAAGAUGACUAUGAAGGCAGACGACGUGUACGAUUGGUUGAUAAAACUGGAGAAGGAGUUUUGGUAG